AUGUUUCUUGUGUACCAGUCUUAUGGACUUCCUGCAGCAGUUCCAGCAGCACCAACAAUCCUCGCUUCGCAACCGUCAGUAGGCAGUUAUGCAACAUUAGUACAACAACCACCACCACCACCACCACCACCGAUAUAUGCAAUACAACCUCCACCAGCAGCACCAAUGUUGGCAGUACAGCCGCAAGCAGCAACAUACGCGUCUUUUACCCCACAGGCUGUUCCUAUAAUGGCACCAACACCGGUUAUCGCACCACCACCAGUUAUAGCACCAGCACCUGUUAUAGCACCGCCACCAGUUAUAGCACCAGCACCAGUCAUAGCACCUCAACCAGUCGUUGGACCGACACCAGUUAUAGCACCACAGCCAGUCGUAGCGCCGCAGCCAAUUGUAGCACCACCACCAGUUGCUGUGCCGCCGCCGAUCGCGGCACAACCACCAACGAGUUAUGUGCCUCCAGUUCAACCGACAUAUCAGAGCUUUGUACCACCACCACAACCGACACCAGCACAAAAUCCAAUCUAUGCUUCAACUCCGCAACAGCCAGCGUACCAGAGUUUUGCACCGUUACCACAACCAGCGUCAAUGGAAGCUCCAAUAUAUUCUUCAGUUGCGCAACAGCAAGGUAACAUAUCAUUAUCGUUUACAUUGGAAACAGGCUUUAAAAUUUUCUGUUUAGCUUUCAAAGGGUUCACUCAACCAGCUGGAUCAUUUCCAUCACCUGUACCAGCGGCGCCUCUCCGAUCAAACGCGUAUUCGGAUUUUCGACCAUUGAGUUCACCAAGCCCAUUACCGCAACCUUCAUUACAGCGACAACAACAGAGCGGUAAAAUUCGAUACUUUUCAUAA
Enterobius vermicularis (human pinworm) is the source of this 849-nucleotide messenger RNA. Lineage: Eukaryota; Metazoa; Nematoda; Chromadorea; Rhabditida; Oxyuridae. The record is from the annotation of a GenBank genome assembly.